AGCCUAAGCAGCCGCAUCGGCAAAACAAGCACAUACAUUCCCACUAAAGAAAGUUUUGUUGACCUCCUCCCCCUCCUUUCUCUCUCUCUCUCUGUGUGUGUGUGAGUGUACUGCCGUUAGUGUUGCGUGGCUUUCUUCAACGUGAGAGCAGCGAACGGUUAUGCGUGCCGUGCCUCCAGAAGCCAAAAGAGAGAAAAAGAAAACUUGCUGUUUUUGUUUGUAGGCGGCAAAACGUGUGGCCCCCGCCUUCUUCCCCCCCCUCCUCUCUCCUCCCGCUGCACGAUUCUUUAGUUUUCUCGUCCGUGUGUGUAUUUUUUAGUUCAGUUUAGUUUCCACGCACACACACGCACACACACCGGCUGUUUUUGCUUUGCCUCUCCCUACACCCCCCUCCCUCUUCCGGUCACGCGUUCGCUCUCUCAUCUUUCAUUUCAUUGUUUUUUUGUUCUCUUCAACAUCUCGCGCCCCUCCGACGCGUACGGCAAGCAUUGCUGCACCUCAGGAAAAACUCAAACAAGCAGUGAAAACAGAGUUGACGUAGAGGCGACGAAGAAGCCGAUACUUUGCGCUCUUGCAUUCCUUCUUUCUCCCUCGGGAAGAUCAGCUGGGUGGUCAACACGUUGAAACAGCAUUUUCCUUUGUCUUCGUUAAACUGGAAGGGUACAUUAAAUCUGACAAGACAGCGAAGGAAGGACGAAGAGAGAAGAACUAAAAAGAAAAGGAAAACUAUCUCCAAGGUCGAGGGGAACAGGAAGAAACAAAAAUUACUGUUGCGAUCACCGCAGCUGCUUUAUCACUUUUCUUUCUGUUUGUUUUUCCGUGCUGCUGCUGUCUCUCCUCCUCACAGGAUAUCGUGUGGAAUACAUACCUGCACGCUUGCUUGGUGUUCUCGUCUUCUGAUAGCGAGUCGUUUUUGAAUUCAGGAAAAAACGACAACAACAACAAAACAAGAAUAUAAUUCACGCCGAUUUCUCUCACACAUUGGCGUCUACGAUUUCUUUUCCUUUCUGUUUUUUUUCUUCUUAUAGCUCUUAGGAUCCAUUAUUGGUGUAACGACGCGUCGACAAGGCGAGCAGUAACGCUUUUGAGGCGGCUGAGUAUUUUCAUCUUCAUUUUCCUAAAUCAAACCCCACGUAAUUGUCUUCGAGUAAUUCUCUCAUUUGGUGGAUUUUUUUGUGUUUAAAGGGUGAUUUCCCCGGUUUCUAUCUCAGCCGGUAGCGUUGGUUUUCUGGAUUAACUUUUGAGUUUUCCGCUUCUGCUUGGUUUUUCCCUCUGGUGCUGUUACUCUUCUUUUCUUUUCUUGUUGUUGUAACGAACUCGAUUGGGCUGUGGCGAGCUGCAAAACUCUCCGAUUGCGGUGCGGUCUUUUGCGCUCUCCUGCGGACCCGCCGUGCGUCUCUCUCCCUCCCUCUGCACACACACAUCUAGUUAUAUAAAUCCAUCUGACGCAGAUAUCUUUGGAGAAGGAAGACUGAACGAAGCACUUCCCCGCACACACAAGUAGCUUCUUUGUUCUUCUUGUGUUCUUCUACGCGGCCCCCGUGCACCACUGCGAGACCUUCUGGCCUUGUCGUUGUGUACCACCUCUGCGCACGGCCGAAGAGAGCACGUUCAUCGUAGCUGCAGUCCUCACACGAGUAGUGCAGUUCAAUAGGAAAGAAAGGAGAGAAAGAACAACAGUAGCAGCAACAGCAGCGGCGACAGAGGCGUAGCGGAUUCAAACGGGUUAUUGACAAACAUUCACAUGGUUGGUAAGAUGCGAUUGAGCGAUUCUUCUUUUACGCGUCUGAAAGCGUGUCUUCUACUUGGCGGCGCGGCAGGCUGCGUCGUGUACGCCGGCGUCCUCCUGCGACGUCGACUGCACCGCUCCGGCCCCUCCCCGGUGGUGCAGUGCCCUUUCUCCGAUAACACCGUCGCCCUGCUGCGCGAGCUGCACGAUGGACCCUUUCGAUUUGGCGACCCAACCCCCGUGGCAGCCGCUGCACGGAAGGAGGCGAUGCGCCGCAUCAGACGCCAGCAGGCCCGUCGUCGUCACGAGCGUCGCAAAGUACGGCUGCUACUCUUUCGUUCCCAGCAGGUUCACGAAUCGGCGCAGCCGCCGCCGCCGCCGUCACGCAGGCUCACCGCGCGGCCGGCACCCAAGACAACAAGGACGUUGGCGCACCCCAACAUGGGCAACGGCGUAGCAGACGAGGCGGUUGACGACGACGACGCGCCACCUCUCCCGCUGGGAAGCGUCGGCGGUUCUGACCUGAGCGUGUGCGGUCGAAGCACGGUCGAGGGAGUCGACUACGAGGGCCGCUUUGCCGAGCAGCACCGCCGUUUGCAGGCGAAGGCGCGACGUCAGCAGCAGCAGCGGUGCACCUCCCGCCUCUCGACGGACGCUGCGGCGGACAGCGCGAAGACGUUUGUGAAGCAUGCCCGAGCGAUGCUGACCUCACCAGUGGAGGGUGUCCUCGUCGCCACCCAAUCUCUCAUCUCCUCCUUCAGCGGCUCGGAGGCAUGGGAACUGCGCGAGACGGAGCAGCACCGGCGUCCCCACAGCUCCUGCAGCCGAUCCACGUUGUCGUCGUCCUUCUCCAGUGAUGCCUACAACACACGAUCGACGUCGCUGUCCAGCAGCAGCAGCGAUUCCUACACGACGUCGUCUACCUCGUCGUUUCUCGCCACGGCCUCGUCGCCGGCGAGCACCGGCGGCGACGCGGCCUCCGUCGCCUCCGCCGGGUCUGCCGCAACGCAGGAGCGACUUGCAUGGAGCUCGGUGGACCUCGGCGGACAUCACGAGGAGCCAACAGGGCCGCGGCUCAGCUUCAGCAACCUUUCCCACCCUGCCGACUCCAUACCGUCGCAUCCGCGUCACUUUUUGGCCUCGUACUCGCACGCGGCGUCCACCCUGGCAAGUGGAUCCCUCCACCCUCCUGGUAGCACCGGUGGUGGUGGUGGUGGUGGUAGCAGCGGAAGGGCGGCGUCGUUGACGCAUCCCACUCAUCGACACUCCUCCUCCUCUCACCCGCAUCCAUCGCCGCAGCCGCCGUACAUCUGUGACAGCACGACGACGUCCUCGCACCAGCACCUCCACUCCCCCUCGCCGUCUGGCACGUACGUGCCGACAGAGAGCUAUCCCGAGGGGGUAUUGACGACAGCCGCGGUUACGACUGCGACGACGACGGCGACGAAUGCCGCGCCGUCGAGUGCGGGCGGGGAUGGCGAGGAGCCCUACAACGGUUACUCCAUCUCCACUGCACUCUAUGGACCGCCGCUCUUUGCGACGGAGAUGGACGUGACGGAUGCCCUGGCGGAGCUGCGCGGGUCGGUGUGCUUCACGGCAGAUCGGCAAGGUGCCAGCCUCAACAUCAGUAACUGCAACAACGCAUUUCAUAGUAGUAACAGCAACGCGGGCAACUACUCGGGGAUGAGCAACGCGGGCAGCUUCGGCGGCGGCGGUGGUGGUGGCAACAACAACUCCUCUACCACCACCGGCGCGGCGAAUCUGCUUGGCGGGGCUUUAACCCUUUCCACGAUGGGCCAGCCGCCACCGCCACCGCCGCCGUUGAUGAUGACUGCUAUGUCGACCGCAUCUCAGGGCUUCGGGGCGGUGCCGUGCGCCUCUUCAUCCCAGAACCACCACCACCACGCACGGGGGCACCGCUCCUCUGGACAAGGUGGCACCCACCACCACCAUCACCACCUGCAUACUGCGAGUACGAGCCGUCCACACAGCGGCAGCAGCACCGGCGGUGGCGGCAGCGGGACCUAUCAACACGGGUCCUCGCGUACCAGUCAGCGACACAGCCACACGGGCUCCCCCUCCUACUCCCAGCUCAUCCCCAUCUACCCUCCUCUUCAACGAAGCGGCAGUCACGGUGGCGCAUCUUCUUCACUGCUGCCACCGCCUUCAACGAACACCGCAGCGCCGCUGUCCCGCAUGUCUUCGCUGAUGCACAACUUGACGGAGACCCACCCACACACAGGGGCAGCUGCAGCCACUGCCGCAGCGGCCGGGGCGGCAGCGAUGGCGGUGAUGGCGAGCUCCUUCUACUCCACCGGCGAAGGGACAGCACCGCAUCGUCGCACUGCCUAUCGUCUGCGCCGGUGGUUGCGGCGGACACGGCGACACGUGCGACGGCGCAUGCAUGACGGACGGACGGCGCUGAUCACGCGUGCUGCUACGGUGUGGGGUGCGGCGCAGCGGGCGUGUGUUUCCGUGCGAUGCGGCUGCUGUCAAAGCCUGCAAGGGAUCUGCCAAUUUGUGUCCACGCACGGCACAGCGCUUGCGACGGCGAUGGCGCAGGUGGUGCAGCGUGGACUGCGUCAGCAGCAUCUGCCUGGGUGCGGAUCGGCCAAAGAGAUGGAUGCAUCGGUGCCCUUGUCGAAGCGUGCAGGGUCGGACGCGGGGAUCGGCGCAGCGGGCGGCUCCCUCACCUCGGAGGCAGCCGCAAAAGCAGCGGAGUUAGCACAGCAGGCGUCGCUGGAAGCCAACAGCAUGGAGGAGGCGAUUAGCAAGGCGGUGGAGAUGCUCGUCCCGUGUCCGGGUCGGGUGCCCACGGUGGUGCUUAUUCGAGCUCCGUUGGGCUACGACGUGUCGAACGACGCCGACAGCCUGUGGACGGCGCUGCACCUCGACAGCACCUCCUUCGAGGAAGGCCUGGUGGAUGUUGUGAUGCUGGAGGAGCUGAAGACGGAGCCGCUGCCGCCGGUGCCGCCGGUGCAGCACACCUCUGCGCACGCAGCGGCCAGUCGACCUUUCUCAGCGCCACCAGACACCACCGGCGCCAGCAACACAAGUUCAAGCCAAGGAAGAGAGCCCGGCGGCGAGCAGCACACCGGUGCUCCCCAAAAGCGGCGGUCGAUGAGUCACCCGUUGAGCCACGACGCUGCCGAAGAGCAGCAGCAUCAGCAGCAGCAGCGGCAAUCGGCCAGUCCAUCCAACCUAUUCCACACAUCCCUCCCACCGCCGCCACCUCCUUCCUCCGCAUCAGCAGCGGCUUCCGCCGCCCCCGCCGAGCGUGCACCGCCGCAGCGCUCCUCGUCGUCGCCGCAGGCCACCCAGACAGGCAAGAGAGCGGGCCUACGCAUCACCUUUGAACUCUACCCCGCGCAUAUGUUUUACUCCUCCAUCAUUCGAGCUGCGAUUCUGCAGGAAAAGGAUUUCGCGCUGCGUCGCGCGGCGGCGGAGCUGUACGGCGGUUCGGCUGACCUUGCCGGCAGCAGCAGCGGCGCGGGGGAGCACUUGAACAACACCUCCACGAACGCGGGCGGUGGCAGCGGCGGCGGUGCGUACAGCAGCCCAGGCUCGCCCUUGACCUUCGCGCGUGCGGCGUCCUCGUCAGCUGCUUUUGCCGCCGGUCAGCGGAGCAGCAACAUCAGCCACGUCGUUGGCACCGACGCCAACAGCGCCAACAGCGCCAACGUUCUGCACUCCGUGGAAAACGUUUGCCUCACGCCGAUCUCACCCGGCCACUUUCUGCGGGCGCCGAAGUCGCCGGGGAUGCACCACGCGUACAGUACACCCAACACAACCUUCAGUCACCCCGGCAACCCCUCAACAGUCGUGUCCACGGACGGAUUGAAUGGGGCCUUCGGCAGCUCCACCCACGCUCACGGCAACGGGCUGCCUCUGCUUCCGCUGCCUCCGCCAUCGAUGCCGUUGGGGUCGUCCUUCGCUACCGCCGCUGCCGCCGCCGCAGCAGGAAGUGUAGUUGGUGUCAACGGUGGCAGUAGCGGUGGUGGCUGCACGAUCCCCUCGCCCGUUUCGCUCUCCCCCACCUCUCUCUCCCCAGCCUUCAAGCCCGCCUUUCCAGGAUCGACCCCCAACGUGGUGGUGCGCCUCUCCGCUAGCUACAGCUUCCCUGCCCUGCCUCCGCAGAUGGUGCGGUCGCCGCUGCAGAGUGCACAGGGCGCAGGUCCCUACUCCGCUAGGGGAGCCCCUCUCUCCAUCGGUAGCAGCGGCGCGUCGGUGGUGAACGUGCAUGGCGGCUGCGCCUGUACCGGCGGGUGCGGUGGCAAUAAUUCCACCUCCCCGCAAUCCCUUUCCGCGUUUGGCCGCACCUACGACACCGGCCGCUUUAGCGCGGCGCGCCGCUUCGUCAAUCGCAGCGAGGUGCUCCUGUACAUCCACGUUCUGCGCACGGUGGUGGCCGAUGCGCCAACCGUCGCGACCGCGCUGCCGUCGUGUGUGCUGUCGGACUUAGGUGAGGAGGACGGCGUUGGUGGUGCGCGGCCAAGCGCGGCGGAUGCAGCGGCCUCCCUCGGCUCUGCAGCGCAGCGCAGCGUCAACACCACACAGUGCAGUGGCGGAACGGCGCGCCACAGUGCCAGUGCGUGUACCGCAAAACCAUCCUCUACGAGACGGGGUACGCACCGCAGAGGGAGGCGGGGCUCCUACGAUGACGAAGGAGAUGGAAUGGAGAACGAGCCAAGUAAACGCGACAGUGGAGACGAUGAAAAUGACGACGGCGACGUCAACGACGAUGAUGUUGAUGGCACCUUCGACGAGCGACAGGAGCAGGCGCAAAUGCUGCUAGAGCUGCGUCAGUGUGAACUCGAGGUGCCCGUUUUGCUGCGCUAUCGCCUCCGCAUUUGCCACCAAGGCAGCCGCUCCCUCGAGGCUCUCAAGCGGACGGAAAAAUACGCGCAGGAUCAUGUGCAGGUAUGGCAGGAUGAGGCGAAGAAGAUGCUGCAGGCGAUGCCGCCAACGGAUGCGGCGCCGACAGAGGUCAGCACCGUGGCGAGCGGGCAUCUUCUGUCGACCGUUUCGACACCGUCCUUCAUGACGAGCAGUCCGGUGCCGCGCCCCGCGGACACGGCUGGUGCGCGGCUGCCCCCACCGGUUGGCAGCUACACCAUCCAUAGCAGCGGCGGUUGCGGCAGCGCAGCGCAACGGCCGGUGCAACCGUCAAACUCACGGCACGGCGGGCUGUCGACCCUGUCCACGCACCCCGCCCCACUCGCCAGCACGCAGGACCUAGAGCGCGAAGACGACCGCGACGGCGGCCCUUUGCACCUACCGGCAUGGGCGAUGGAGGUGCUAAUCCGCCGUGAAAGCAUGCGCGAGACGCUCCUUCGCGAUCUGAAGGAGAAGGCCUUCCGCAUCUGCAGCGUGCCGCUGCCGGACAUGCGGGUGCACUGCAUCCUGCCGCCCGCGGUGCCCCGCUACGCCGCUGCCCACGCACGCGGCUUCCCUCUCAGUCGCACCUUCGCAGAGGAGGUGCUGUCGCAGCAGCGUACGUUGCAGUUCAUAUUGCUUCAGCGCGAGCAGGAGAAUCAGCGUGAGAUCGCUGCGGAGAUCCGGCGAGCGAGGCGGCGGCAGGAACGGCACGAUCGCCGUCGAUGUGAGCGCCACGCGCGCGAGGAGGCGCAGCUGCAGCAGCAGGCAGAAAAUAGAAGACGGCAAAGCCUGAAGACGCGACUCACCAGCUCGAUGAACCCCGCCACGAUCGUGUCACGUGUGGCGUCGAUGGUGAUGAAGUCAACAGUGAAGGAGGCGCACUCGCCGAACAGCACGGGGAAGACCGAAAUGAACGGGGCGGUGUCCGCCAGUAUCCCCGACCACUUGACAUCGGAAGUGCCAUCGGAGGUGGUGCAGCAGCAAUACCGUCACGGCCAGCCUGUUGCGGGGGACGUCUACGGUAACGCGUCAUCGCUUACCCCGUUGGCUGCGCCGAGUUCGUUGGAGGCUGGAGGUGGGUACGCCACAUCGUGGACGGUGGAGGACAACGAUGCGGCAGCCACGACGGAGACGGAAAGGGCCGCAAACGCCCGUGAAGGACGUGCGGCGAAAAGGAUGCUGCUGGGGCAUCCACAGCAGCGGAAUCAUCCAUCUCCUUCCGCGUCUCCGCAGCCGCACCAAGAGACGAGCCUUCCGCAGUAUCGCGUGGUGUCUGAGAAGACCUCAACGAAUCCCACCGAGCACGAAGCGCACUUCUUUGGUGGGAGCAGCCGGAGCAGCACAUCGCGUGAGACGCCGCAGGAGCCGUCGCUGACGGUGGCGGUGCACACAACCGGCACGACGACGACCACCGACACGGCGACAGGAACCGGCAGCAGCAUCAGCAGGGUAAGCUCCGGCAACAACCCCGAGGCCUUCAGCGGACGCGCCACCGUGACCAUGAUCGGCCAGUCAUCGAUCAAAACAAGCGGGGAGAAGAGCCUGCGUGGCCCGCGGUGGAACACGCCGUCGGCGCUGCUGACUCCUCCCUCCGCACCGCUUGCGACCUCCACAGCGUUGAUGUCCAACUCGUCUGGGUCAUCACCGGUGCCGUCGCCCCUCAGCUGGCCGCCGCAACCUUCCCCGUCACCCAUCAACAGCCCCGUGCAUGUCAGCAGCAACCAGAACACCGCGAACGGAGGUGGUGGCGGUGCUGUUAUUGAUGGUGGCGCGGUUAGUGAUCGCACGAGCCCGCCGCCGUCUCUCAGCGGCAGCCGUAAUCCCUAUUGGACGGCGGUGCACACAGCAACGAAUGCGAACACGAGCGUGACGCUGCCGCAACCACCGCUGGUCUCUACGGGAGGUGGCGCUGGUGCCCCACACCCGACGGAGGGAGGUGGCGGCAGUCUUUCUGCGCCGCUGCAUCACGCCACCAGCAGCUCGAUCGAGCUCAGCGCGCUCGACGGCGGUACAGAGACACACAAACCCUUUCUAUUUCCAUCGCUGGGGGCUGCCAACAAGGCAGGAACUGUGGUGAGCCGUCAUCCUGCUUGGCGGCCGGGCUGUGCGGACGGCGCCGUGGGCGUAGGGGGCAACUGCAGGAGCCCACCGGCGGCACCCCUCAAUGUGAGUGGCUCAGGUUCUUUCCUGCAUCCUCCCCCACCGCCGCUGCCGCCGCAGGUGCUGCCGUCUCAGGCUCGUACCGCAACACUCGGCGACAGUUACUACGGCUACUCUUCCGCACCGGCCAGCGCACCGGCGAUUAUCACCACCAGCACGACAACGUCCACGACACACGCCACCCGUGCAGCGCAUCGAUUCACCGUGAAAGCGCACGACAUCGUCGCGAACAUGGAUGCUGCCACGCAUGGCGGCAACUCGGAGCUGGGUGUGCCGCCGCCCGUUCUGUCCUUCACACGCCCGCAUAGCGCCCUACCCCCCACGUCCAACUCACCGCACACCCUACUCAGUGAACUCCCUGCGUCGUCUUCAGCGCGAACCUCGUUGCUUGUGCCGACAGGCAUCGACAGCGGCGCGUAUAUCGGCCGCUUUCCGCCCUCGCAGAACAGCUCGACGAACUCGCCGCUGCCGUGCGAGGGCCUGCCGGCGAGCUCCACCACGUCCACCCUUCCCGCCGUUCCGAACAACAGCAUGUACGGCACCUUCGACGCUUACUACGGACACUCCAUCGCGACUCCGCAGGCGGUGCUGCUGCGACAACAAGCGCAGGCGGCGACGGUAGCGGGUCUCACGUCUAGCGGUAGUGGUGGUGGUGCCGUCUCGCCCUACUACUCGUUGCCGGUACACCUGCGCCGGCCACCUCCUGCUGCCGUUGCUGCUGCUGCUGGCAGCCACGCAACGAGUUCCAUGGCGGUGGCAUCGUAUGGCCCCACGAGCGGUGCGGUCGAAGCCGGCACCCGCAGCGGCAGUGCGGUCGCGAAUAGCAUUCCCACUACCGGCAUCGCCGUCGACAGCAACGACGGUGGUUGUCGGACGGCCCGCGCGUCAUGGGGCAACAGCGGCAGUCGACUACGGCAGUCGUCGAACUCUCCGAAAUCAACAUCGGCCACGCACACGCACAACUCCCCCCCUUCGCACUCCGCGAUGAUGCAGAAUCUGGCAUUCCAACGCAACGGGGUCGCCGGUGGUGGGAGCAGCAACCAUAACAAUACGAGCGGUAACAUGCCACGCCGCACCGGCUCUGGACUGCUGCCCUAUAACUACUCCGCCGACUCCGUCAGCAGCAUGUACGGCACCGCGCACUACCCUCUCUAUCAGUACCCGGAGGAUGCGGUGCAGACUACGGCCAGUGUCGGUGGUGGAGGGCCAUCGACCGCAGCAGCGGCAGCGGGUGCCUGUACGUCCAAUUUUUUUGGCGCGAACGCGGCCCACAUGCCCAGCGGCGGUGGCUUGGCGAACAUGACCGGCAUAACGGCGAUCUACGCCAGCGCGUCGUCCGUCCCUGGCAGCGUGUACGGCGGUCACCACCACCACCACCAACAUCACCACGGAGGGGGAGGGUGGGCAGGCGCAGGUGGCGGCAGUCCUCGUUUGAUAGACUCUCCCGUCGAUGUGGCGGUUGCAGGCGGCGUGACGUCCGGUACGAUCACACCCGCCGUGAUGCAGGACACGCACAUGAAUCGACUGAAGCAGUACAACAAGCUGCUGUCCGACCUGCUCGGGGUUGCCGGCGGUCCAAUGCGCAGCGGGAUUUCCUUCUAUUACACGUACGGCGAUGCCACCGCACUGCUGUACAACGCUUCCAUUCAGGCCCCGAGCGAUGAGGAUAUUUUGGAGCUCCUCGGGCAGCAGCAGUGGGCGGUACCAGCAGGGCAAGAGGGGAUGGGCUGGGACGGACCGCUUGGAGGGGGAGGCGGCGGCGUCGGUGCGAACUCUGCCGGGCUGACUGUGGGCACCGAAACACCAGGGGACAACUGCCACCACCACGACAAUCACAGCGCAAUGAACGGUAGCGAUACAACAGCGACCGUCAACACAGCCAUCAGCGAGACCGCGCUCAAUGGCAGCGGAUAUGCGUCGUCUCCUCCGUGUCUCAGCACCAGUACUGCGCUGGCGGACGGAAGCACCAUCGGCAGCAGUGACAGUUCUUCGCCGCCCGCUUCGCGGGUUCCACUGACGUUGAUUGGGGUUGGAGACUCCCCACCCACACUCCUGCCGCCGCGCUCCGCUGGUGCUGGUGGCGCUUCGGGGGGAAGCGCGUCUUGUACCCAGACCACAAGCGCGAAUGGCAGUGCAGCAAAGAAGGUUCCCGAAAGCAGCUACAAUGACGGCAAAAACGGUGGCGCUGGUGCGAGCCACGAAGAUGAAGGCUGCUCGUACCUGGACUACGGCGACGUGCCGUUUCCAGAGGACUCGAUGGACGCCUUGGAAGCAGAGCAGAUAGACGCACAGCGCACCCGCAACGAGAAUUUCUACUCCAUCUUUGAACACCUACACCGCGCCUACCACGACGCCGUCUUCGAGCCACGCGAGCCCGCCGGCUCAGGGCCGCCGCACUCGCCGGCCUGUUCUGCCGGCCCACCCGGCAGUACCGCCGCCUCCGCCGCCACAGCAGCCGCCGCGGCUCGGCAGUCGCUUCCUCCGCUCGGCGGUUUCGCGACGACUGCCUCGUUCACCGGCUCCCUCGGCUCGCCGCACCGCUCCCCCCUCGUCUACUCCUUCAAGCACCGCGUGGUCGAGUACGUCUGUUCGCUGGUGCGGUGGGUUGGAUGGAAGGUGGGGCUGACGGCGGCGGUGCACGAUGGAGGGCCGCGCAGCAGCAUCAGCAACGUGGACGACAUCGACGGCGCUGCCUUCUGCGGCGUGCUGAGCAGCAUGCCGGACUGCUCUACGCCCUCUGCGACGCCCAGCCCAUCUGGCGGAGCGCAGGAGCAGAGUGUGCCGGAGCGGCUGGCGAAGCGCUUCCCCGGCGAGCGCGUUGUAACCUUUGGCCGCGAGUGGCGAGUCGCCUCCCACAUGGACCUGCACAACGGCCACUACGGACUGUCGCCCCUGCAGGUUUGGAUGGCGACACGCUACUCUCGCCGCUUUGCGGGGGAAGUGUUCUUGAUGGACUUGGUGGCGGCCGGGAGUGAUCCGUAUUACCCGGCGGUGCGUGUCUUGGACGAGGUCGUGGCGCACGCGGUGCUGUACUACCACAACCACAGUCUCCGUGACUUCACCGAGGACCUUGCCUCAGAGCUGGGCUUGGAGUACGUGCCGCAGACGGUGUGGGGACGGCGGGCGCUCGGGCUGCCCAUCAACGAGACGGAGGUGCAGGAGCUGGAGGGGCUGCUCUACACCGCGACACGACGUCGGCAGGAUCGGCGCCGGCGUCAGCAGAAGGUGGAGCGGCGGCAGCAGCAGCAGCAACAGGAAGAAGAAGAGGAGCAACGGAGGCAGGCGCGGCAACGCCGGUCGGGGUCCGACACGAAGGCCGGUGCCGCCCACCCCUUCGCGAAAACCACUGCAAGCCCGUCAAAUAGCGUGCGCUUGGUGCAAAGAAGUGAGCCGUUUGCCGAUGAUGUAGCGCACGUCAACGACGUUGAUGGACGCACGGGCUUGCCCACGACGUUCCACACGGACACGAUGGACGGCGCAGGACUCUCGGAGAGCGGGGAAGCCAUGCAGCACCAACAAACGCAAGCCUUCCAGCAGCAGGAGUGCUCGCCUGCUGAGGCCUCCGUGCGACCCGCGCAGGCAACGGCAGGCGGCGGCGUUGCUGCCCCCGUCGGGCGCAAAUCGUCCUCCACGAGCGCGUUUUUCCCCAACAACAGUGCGGUCGAGGACGCACCCGAUCGGUGCUCAUCAAGCAGCGACGGUGGAGCUGGCGGAGCUGGUGGUGAUGGUGGUGGUGUCCGCCGCCGCAGUAGCCCCCAGCAUUCCCCCCACGACUGGAGUGGCGGCGUGGACCCGUUUGCCGGCGUGGAUGAAAACUUGUGGCUUGAGAUGCAGAGCUACGAUCAGGAGGAGGACGAGGAGGUUUUCUACGGCGCGACGGCGGCGGCGGUGGUGGGCAUCGGCAGCGGGGAUAUCAACGUGAUCCCGCACAUCUACGACGCGGUGAUGGAGCGCGAGGUCUACGACGAGCGAAUGCUGUUGCGCGAGCUGGACCACCUGAAAGAUUUCCUGAUUGAGAACCGCAACGUGCUGUCGUCUGCCAUGCUGACCACGACGGGCUCGAACGCGCUGGAGGCCGUCUUUGGCGUGCCGGCGACCGUCUUUCCGUUUCUGCUGUGCGCACGGGAGAGUGUGCCGCUGAUUUCAUCGAUCUUUGAAUCCCUCUCCUACCACUACGGCUCGCUUACGUAUGAUACCUUCUCCAAGAUGAGCUACGACGCCUUCCAUGUGGAUCGGCCAGAUGUGCUGCGACACACGCCGCGACUGUUCCGCAUGGUGAACAAGAGCCGUCGUGGCUGCAUCACCUACGAGGAGCUCUGCCGUUGGUUGGCGCGGAAGCUGAGCUGCGGCAACAACAUCCAACCCAACGCGCACCUGCUGGCCGCCAUCAUGUCGCUGCGGCUGCCACUGGCGCUGGUGGCGGAGUCACGCGAGGACUGGGACCAUUAUCGCUGCGCACUGAAGUCGCUCUCCGACGCGGAGGAUGAGGAGUACUAA
This is a messenger RNA of Leptomonas pyrrhocoris, 13264 nucleotides long. RefSeq lists its product as hypothetical. The record is from RefSeq and is a predicted model, not a curated record. NCBI's taxonomy places the organism in Eukaryota, Euglenozoa, Kinetoplastea, Trypanosomatida, Trypanosomatidae. The transcript has a single exon. The coding region runs from base 1745 to 13264 and encodes 3839 amino acids.